UAAAUAAUUUUAAAUAAAAAUUACAAAAUUAAUUUAAAAUAAAAAAACAAUAUUAACCUGUUUACUUCAUAGCAAGAACGCGUUUCCCUAAAAUAAUUGGGUCAAACGUAAUUCACAACUCUAAACCCCCGCCUUAAUCGCAACCUUAAACCCUAAUUAUAGGACUAAUUAAAAUUAAACUCUCAUACAUGAAAUUCCACUUAUACCCUUCUUGUCGUCAUCUUCAUCACCUAUAAAAUUCGUGACUCCCUCCAAAAUACCCCUUCAUCCUUUUAAUAUAAAAAAAAAAAGUAUACUUUUCCCGAAAUACCCCCACGGCGAAAUCAACGGCGGAGAACGAAGAUGAUCUAAGGAUCAGAAGAUCUCCGCCGUCUGAUCAAGAUCAGGGAGCAUGGAAGCCGAGCGUGCUAAACGGUUGAUGAUGCUCCUCGUCACCGGAGUUCAAUCUCGUGUUGCUCUUGUGGGCGGUAACCACACCGCUGCCCGGUUUUGCACCCGCUAAUCUCACCCUCUCACCCCCCAUUUUCCACGCCCCUUCUUCUUCUCUUCUCUCUCUAUAUACAUCUCUCUUUCUCUUGGUUCUAUUCUUCUUCUUCUUCUUCUCCUCCUCCGAGAACAAUGGCGAAGAGCUCCCGCACCGGCCCCGGCGCCGGCGCUGGCGCCAUUGAGAUCGGCCACGAUCGGCUGGUGAUUCGUUUGCCGGAUCAUCGACUGAUUAGCCUUGUUACAAGGUCGGUGAUGCUCGUCAUCGUCAUGAUCUCGCUGCCGUGGCUCCGAUUCAUGGCCGGCGGCAAUGUGUACUCCGAUGGUGGCGGAAGAGGUGAGGAUUCGGCUUUGCUUACGAUGGUGGUUCGUGAUUUAAGUCGCCAGGGUUUACUGAAGCCUGGUGAUAAGGCCGUCUUCUCCGGCGGUCCAGUGGGAUGGCUUCUUCCUUUGUUGAAGGGUAGCCAGAUUGAUCUUGUGGCUGAGGGGCGGGAAUCCGGUGUUGAUUUCGUGUUUGCUGGGAAUGGGUUUGGGGAAUCCAUUGAUAAGACGCUCAAGGUUGGUGGUAUCGCUGCCUUCCGGGUGAUCACUCACCCGGCGGAGCCUUUCCGAGUGCCGGCGAAUUAUAGGAUGGUUUACAUCCGGAGGAUUGAGUCCACUGUUGUUGGGUUGAGAAAGAUCUCCAGUGUAGAUCCCGAUGAUGGGAAGAAGAUGGGAGCACGGCGGCUUCUCACGGUGUCGGAGGCCAAGAAGGUGGUGCUGGAUGGAUUGGAGGAUGUGCUCCUGGAGCCACCACCGUCGAGGAAGACGAAGCCGGGGAAAUACUCAUAUCUUCCGGACUUAACCGGAGAUUCCCUGGAUGGUUACCCAAGAAGGGUUUUCGUGGAUGUUGGCCUCCCAUCCCAGGCGGCGACGACGGCGGAGUGGUUCAAGAAGCGAUACCCGACAAAGAACCACGAGUUUGAGAUGAUAAGCGUGGAGGAGGUGGGGAAAGGACCGGUGGCGGUGGUGAAGUGGGUGAAGAACAAUGUGAAGGAGGAGGAGUAUGUAGUGAUGAAAGCGGAGGCAGAUGUGGUGGAGGAGAUGCUGAAGAGGCAGGCGGUGAAGCUGGUGGACGAGCUGUUCCUGGAGUGCAAGAACACACAAUGGCGCAAGGGGAGAAGAGCGUACUGGGAAUGCUUGGCUCUCUACGGCAAGCUCAGGGAUCAAGGUGUCGCUGUCCACCAAUGGUGGGGUUGAUGGUAAUUCUCUCAAUUCUCUCUUACAUUCACUCAUUCUGUUGAAAGCUCACUCUUAAGCAAUAGAAAGGGGAUUCCUUUCUCUAUAUUGAACACACAAACACAUGCGCUUUGGUUGCACUGUGACUCCUCUGUCAAGUUAUUGCUGACAUUGUGCGUGUAUAUGGGGAGGGUUGUUUGUGUGUUAAGUUAUUGCUUAGAGUGUGCGUGUAUAUGGGGAGGGUUGUUUGUGUUUAUAAUGUGAUUCCUUUCUCUAUCUUCAGUA
Messenger RNA from Dioscorea cayenensis subsp. rotundata (Guinea yam), 1986 nucleotides. RefSeq lists its product as uncharacterized. Lineage: Eukaryota; Viridiplantae; Streptophyta; Magnoliopsida; Dioscoreales; Dioscoreaceae. The transcript has a single exon. The record is from RefSeq and is a predicted model, not a curated record. Bases 619 to 1722 code for a protein of 367 amino acids.